AUGUUUGGUGGUGGACGUGUGCGUUGGGCAGCGUUGUCGUGGGUCGGUGGUCCAUACAUGUUCGGUGGUGGACGUGUGCAUUGGGCGCGGUGUGGGGCGUGGACGUCGUGGAUGUUGUUGGCAGACGUGGGUGGGUGCACAUUCGGUGGUGGACGGAGGCGCCAGCAGGCGGCUUCGGCUGCCAUCGUCUACAAGGGACAUCGUGAGCUCGAAAGGACUCGCUAUGUCUCUGGCAGAGUUACCGCCCCAGAUGCAGAACUCAAUGCCAUCUCGUGCGCAGUACGCCUUGCUGUCAAGCAGGCAAAUUGCCAACAUAUUAUGGUCUUUACUGACUCUAUGGGCUCAGCCCAUAGAGCAGUUGACCCCGGCGUGCAUUCUGGCCAGGCUUUUAGCCUGUCAGUUUGUCGCGCUCUUCAAGAGUGGUUUGAGGCAGAUGAUUUCCGCCGCAUUACCUUCGUUUACGUUCCAUCCGCUUUGCGGUGGGACAUCCAUGGUGAAGCACACAAGUACGUCACCGAACUCAAAGUCAGGGUUGGAGGUUGUAAGACAGACAACUCUAUAGACGCGCUACGCUCCCGAGCCACGCACUCAGUCCUGGAUUCGUGGAAUUCCACUUUCCAGGAUCCAACCUACCGAGGCUCUGAAUUCCUAGAGCUUCAACAGCCUGACGGGCGGCCGCUACAGCCAUUGUACCUCAAUGGGGGACCUUGGCUUUCAACUUUCGGACACAGUAUCACUGAGUUCGCUCGCGUUUGCUGGUGUAUAACUGGCCACAUGCCCAUUGGAGCGUAUUACCGUCACUUCAAGAUCAAUGAGCCUCAUGGCUGCACUUGCGGGGCUGCUUUGCAGUCUCGCCAGCACGUCCUCGUUCGCUGUCGCGAUUGCUACUCCGUGCAUUACCCCCGCUUUCUUGGGGAUAUUGCGUCUUUUAUGAAGUACAACCCUACAGCGUUUGGCUUCACCCAGGACCCUUCGGGGGUCGGAUAA
Molecule: messenger RNA, 987 nt
Organism: Cyclocybe aegerita
Lineage: Eukaryota; Fungi; Basidiomycota; Agaricomycetes; Agaricales; Hemipholiotaceae
Source: the annotation of a GenBank genome assembly